AGCUCAACCAUGACGUCACGAACUCAAACCAGCUUGACAGCAAGAAUCCGCGAGAAUCCGCCCGACUUGCGCAAGUGUUUGUUUUCGGGCGAGCAGAGGCGAAGGAAGGGAAUGGCCGAGACGACGACAUAACGCCAAUUUCUCAGGACUGGGGCUGCACUUCCGACCCGCGCACUCAUGCUGGACGCCAUACACAACAUGGACGAGGACGUUAAAGUGCUAGAAGUGGUGUCGGACGCCGAAGAAAUGGCUGUGACCUUGGAAAGCGAGCACGAAGAGGGCGAGAUUAGCGAGGACGACGACGAUGACGAAGUGGGACUCCCUGGCCAGCAGCACUUCCCUCACCAUUAUCCCUCAGAUUACCACAAGGAAAGACAACCGGGGAAAAAUGCUUCAGCAACUUCUGCAGUUGUCAUAUACGAUGACCGCGGACGCACAGCCAUUUUCACCAGUCCCAGAAAAAAUUUACGGGACUCAGGCUCAUAUAAGAGAAGGGCAGACUCAGGAAGAAGAUGGGAGCAGCAAGAAAUGGAAAAGCGAAGACAUAAGGAUGAUGAAGCAAGAAAGCACCAGAAAGAUAAUGGUAUGGGUAGGAAGUGGCAAAAGUUAGACAAUGAAGGUGGGGCCUCGGGAGCUUCGACCAAGAGGAGUAAAUACAUGCGACAGGGAUUAAGGCGACUCGGGUCCUCAGCGGGAUGGGAAAGUGACAAGGUUCCAGGAGCCAAGAAUAAACGGUCUCUUGAUCAACCCAGACAAUUGGUGGGGCGCAGGAGCCACACCAGCAGCUCUGACAGUGACUCCUCGUAUUGCAGCUGCUCCUCGUACUCCUCUUCCAGCCACAGUGGUAGUGACUCCCCUGUGCAGAGGCGAGGGAGAGGAAAAGAGAAUAAACGAUCUGGAACAGCCAGCAGAGCACGCUCAAGAUCGCCUUCUGAGCAAAGUUUCAGUUCCACCAAGAAAAAAUUGGCUUAUAAAAAGUCUUCAGAAAAGUGGCCAUCCAAGAAGUCGCCUCCAUGGGCACCACCAGUCAGCCAGGGUAAAGAGAGCACAAGAGCAUCCUCCCCUGUUGAAGCUGCAAGCAAAAUCUCAAAGUCAUGGGGAAAUGGCAGGAAAUCACCUCGCCCCUACAUGCGCCAUACUCUCUCUACCUCAUCUAGUAGAAAAACUGAAGUAAAAGCAAGCCACCACAAAACCAACAAAAGUAAAUCAAAGGAGAGUAUUGUAAAAAUCAGUGAUGAUGACUCUGAAGAGAAAUGUGACAAAUCACCAAGAGCCAAAGAUGAUACUUCACCCAAAGGAAAUGCAACUGAAGUUCCCCUCAUAACAAGCCAAAAACAGCUUCCAAGAGGUAGUUUUGGAGAAAUGCUCUUGAAAAAGACACUGAAAGGUAAACUAAAGGUUUGCCCACCAGCUAACAAAGCUGUAGAGAAAGGAGAAACUUCAGGAGAGGCUGGGGAUAGUAAGAAAGAAGAAGUAUCUGAAAUAAGUGAAGUGUUACAGCAGGACUGUGACACAUUAGAUCAAGAAGAUGAAGAUGAACUUCAGCUAAGAUUAAUUGCCCUUCAGUCCUCUUUGAAGGUUCUGAGUGAUGUAAGGAGAGAAGGUUGCCAGUCCAUGAACAUUGGGAAUAUGAUUGUUGAUCUCCCAUUGUCUUUGCCUCAAGACAGCAUAGAACAGCCAGUGGAAAAGGAAGAGGAAGGGAAGGAAGCAGCACCUAGUGACCUUCCCGAUCAGAGAAAUAGUGAAAAUAUUGGUGAUUUUCAGAAUCAGUUAUCAGAUCAUCAUGUGCUCUUGCAAUCUGAUACAGAAAGCUCAGCACCCUUGAAAAGCAAUCAGAAUUUUGAUACGAGAUUAGAAGAAAGCACCCCCAAGGAUGAUGAGGUAGACCUUAUAUUGGAUGACUUAAGUCAGAGCUCAACGAGAUCGCAGCCAGGUUCAAGCAUCACUGGACUAGAGUUGGAAUUGGAUGCCAUAUCAACAAAUAGAAGUUACCUGGAUGAUGAAGACAAUACAAGACAGCUUGCCACGAAUAUUGAAGAACAGCUGCAAAGAGAAAUUAAGGAUCUUGCCGACUCUAAUCAGGAUCCUGUUGAUAUGGAUAUAUGUGAUAGUUCUCCAAGUGAGGAAGAUGAAAGUUUCUUUGAUGAAGACAUCUUGAAAGAUAUAGGAGAAGACAUUUCUUUGGAUAAGGUGUCUUCCCCUGACCCAUCAACUGCUCCUAAUAUAGGCUCGCAAGCAAAGAAUUAUCCAGUACCUGUCCUAGAUCCAGGAGGACAGGAAAGUUUUCUUCAUAACAGUAGCAACAGCACCAAAAGUAGUAGUAAUAACAACAAUAAUAGUAAUUUCCAAAUCCCAGUGGAAUGGGCCUACAUGAUGCCACCUCCUCCCCCACCUGACCAGCCACCCAAUGAUAUUAGUAACAUCAAUAAUUGGUGCUAUGACCAGAACAUGUACCUCCAGACCAUGCAGUCUUCCUAUGAUUCAAAUGAGCAGUAUCAGCAGUACAAUUCAUAUGGAACUCCCACUUCCGACUGGGGAGUACAGGCUCAGCAACCUGCACAGUGGAAUGAAUCAAGGCCAGAGAAUUAUGAGAACGUAUCUGAACAGACAGAAAUCAUCCAAGAGAAUACUGAAACACCAGCUUCUCCUGAGUAUACAACCAGUAAAACACUCACACCAGAAAAAGAAGAACCAAAGCCAGAUAGCAGCCCACAGGAGGAUUUAAAAGAUCAUCCAGCAGAACAGUACCAAGCCUUCAUGUCUGUAGUGCUUAACCAGCAGAAGACUCAGCAGAAGAACAGCGGCACACAAAGAAACUUAAUCGAAGUGCAGUUAAUCAAAUAUGGCAAUUCAUCCAAUAGCCAGAGUGAGGCUGUGAAAAAUGCUCCUUCAGGUGCUGGUACCAGUGGUGGAGCUGUGCUCCAAGUGAACAAGAGAUCAAGAGCUAGAAGGAGAAAACGAGAAAGACAGAAAGAAAAAAUGAAGCAUCUCAAACAGUUGAAGGCACAAGAAAAAUCGGCAAAGGGGAAGGAAUCCAUUGUUCAAAUCGAUCUCCAACCAGGACUUGAUUCAGUGCCAAGUGUUUCUGAAGAUGAAGAUGAAGACCUCCUAAGGGCACAGCUUUUAAUUGACCUUUCUCGAAAGAAGAACCAAAAACAGAUAGAACCUGUGGUAGAACCCCCAAAAUCAUGUCUUUCUGAUUAUCAAGCAUUGACUGUAGAUAACAUCCAAGCCGUCCAUCAGGAUAGGUUCGAUUCUCAUUCUUCAGGCUACAUGGGCCACGAAAGCACACCGCCUCUGAGCUACCCCUCAUCAUUGGAGUCUUCCCCAAGGUUGAGACCAGUGAGCAAGACAGCUGUUGUGAAGAUGCAUCAACUUCAGGCAAGGUUUAGAGAAAAUAGCCCAACACAUAAAGUGAAGGUCAACCUGAGACACGGCUUGUCUGACAUAGGAGGCUUUGGCUUAGAUCCAAAGAGCAGUAGAUAUGAUUAUCUCAUUCCAAAAGACAAUCACAGCCAGAAAGACACACCCAAGUUUAAGUUUCCCAACAUCAAGCCUGUUAUUAUCAACUUGGAAUCCGAUUCAGAUGAUGAGAAUGAAGAUGGUGGGGAGAGCUGUCAGGAUAGAGCCACCGAUGAGCCACAACCUUCAGGAAGUGGUGAAGGUGAUGGUGUCUUAAGCUCAAGCAUAGAUCUUUUGCUGAAAAGUAUGAGGAAUGCCAACAAGCCCGAGAAGGAAGCCAAAGGAAGCACACAAGUGAAAAAAGGAGUAGCCCUCGCAAAGAGAACCCCAGCACGAAAAGCUCCUCAGUUGUACAGCACUCCAAAUGUGGUGCGUCAUCUUAGUAGAACACAACAGGUUGAAUAUCGUAGGCUAAAGGAACAGCUCAGAGAAAAGGAAAUGCUUCAGAAGAAGCGACAGGAACUGCUUCUACGGCAGAAAGUAUUCCAGAAGAAAGUGUCCUCUGCGGCAAGAAUUUCUCCUGAGAGCCCUCAGUCAGGGGACAAUGGAGGGGAAAUGAGUGAUGGAGGGGCAGCACGAGACCUACCAUCAGUAAACAUUCCACAGGUUAAAAGUCAGACUCCCUCUAGGACAGAAGAGGAAUAUUGUGACCAAGGAGAUAAUGGGGGUAACCUCCAGACUCAGGGGGAGACCCCACCACCGUCACAUUCAGUUUUGCAAGACACACGGGAAGUGAUUUUCAAGGAAGCAGGUGGUUUGCAGAUACAGCUUGCAAAUCUCAGUAGAGAUAAAGAUUUAGGAAGCAAUACAAUAAGUGCAGAUGAAGGUUGCCAAGGUGGGUCUAGCACUGAGAAAAGUUCGGAGGUGAGGAGAGAAACAGGUUUUUCAUGUGAAGGUUCUCCAGUUGAGGAUGAAGAUGAAGAAAUGCUUAGGCUGAUGGUACUUAAAACGCUCCAGAAAAAAGUAAUUGACAAAGCAAAAUCAAAUGAUGAAGAAAAUUGUGAAAGUGUAGAUGCUGAUAGUAAAAGUGAAAAGAAUGAUGGGUCAUAUGCGUCAUCAAAUUCAGAAACACUGAAGGUUGUCAUACGUCAGAAGAUAGACGAUGUGCCAACUGAGGAGAAGGAAACAAUGGAAAAGGCAGUAGAAGUGGCAGCUCGCAGUGUUCUCAUUGAAAACCAGACUGAUUUGCCAGAAAAUAGCAAAGAUGUACAUCAGGAAGAUGUAAAUGGUGGGGAGUGGAUGGUUCUUGAUGAGGUGUUGGAUGAUAUUGGUGAAGGUAAUGGAGAAAAUGCCAACAGUGAAGAGUUGGCAGUGGUAAAGGAGGAACAUGGAAACAAAGACAAGAAACUGCUAAUUGAUGAGGGAGAUACUUUGUCUGCUUUAGAUUGUAAGGAGACUGAAGGUCCGGCAAGUGAAAGCGUUUCUAGAACAAAUGAAACUGAAUGUUUAGUGCAAGAGGUAAAAGAUGAAAGUGAGUAUAACAAUUUCAGCCAUGUAACAGAAUCUGAAAAUACUAAAGUAGAAAAUCAAACUCCUGCGGAUCAUGCUCAAGGUGAAUAUAACAGAAAUUUGAAUGAGGAAAUAGAAGAGACAAGAGAAAAAGAGAUUGAGCAAAGUCAUAGCAGUGAGACGAAGGAUACUGGAAAGAAUGAAGUGGAGGAAGCUGAUGGUAUUGGUAAAGAAGUAUUAGAAAAUGGUAAAGGUGAUGAAAGGUACAAAGGUAAAGAUACUCAGCUAGUGCCAAUUAAAGUGUCAAAGACAUCUUCUAAAUCUGUAGAUAAACCUGUAGAUAGUAUUGUACCUUUUACAACUCAAGAACAUUCCAGCAGCGAAACUGAGGAAAAACGGACGGAAGUUGUGGUUGCAGACAACUCACAAGAUGUGGAUAACGGUAGUUUAUCAGCUUGCAAAGAGGAUCAGAUAAGUCCUGUUGGAAAAUCAUGUGUCAGUGGUGAUCAUGACAGUGAAUCUACCGAUAGGAAAGAGAAUGCAGAGGCCAGCGCAGGAACAGAAAUGAAAACCCAUAAUAGUAUGACUAGUGAGGACACCUCAAAUUUCCAAACCAUUGAAAAGCAAGUAAAGAUACAUGCGGAGGGGAAGAAAAAUCUUGAACACUUGUCUGAAAAAGUAGGAAAAAGUGAGCUGUUAGAAAAAGAUACUUUAUUGGUAUCUGAAAGUACAAAAACCUUAAAAGGGGCUUCUGUAUGUAGCACAUCUGUAAAUAAUUCUGUUAAACAAAUAAGUGCCAUUAGAACCCUGAACACUUUGCCGACAGCUUUACAAAGACAAAUAGGUAAUGCAGUUGGAAACGCUUCCAAAUCAAGUAGUUUAAGUGAUGUAGCAAAUGUGACGAGAAAACCAAUAAGGACUAAGAGGUUACUGUUACUGAAGAGAGUGGAACAUGAAUACACACAAAAAAGGAUUGCUAUGAAUGAAGUGAUAUCACAGCUGGCUUCCCUAGUUCACGAGGCAACAGAAGAAGAGAGACAACGGCAGUCCUUAAAGUCGACUAUCACCAAGUUACGGGAAAAGCUGGGCCAAAUGGAGACGCAGCUCGAGGACAAAGCCAACAAACUGAAGGCCAAGAUGGCAAGGAUUCGAAAUCUUCAAACCCAAAUAACCAAAGAUCGCGAAGAGAUAAACCAGCUUGAACACAAGGGAGAGAUUCUUGGGAAGAAG
This is a messenger RNA of Penaeus vannamei (Pacific white shrimp), 6141 nucleotides long. Lineage: Eukaryota; Metazoa; Arthropoda; Malacostraca; Decapoda; Penaeidae. The record is from RefSeq and is a predicted model, not a curated record.